Messenger RNA from Danio rerio (zebrafish), 2421 nucleotides. RefSeq names its product replication protein A1 (gene rpa1). The record is from RefSeq and is marked provisional. Lineage: Eukaryota; Metazoa; Chordata; Actinopteri; Cypriniformes; Danionidae. Gene Ontology annotation, molecular function: nucleic acid binding; DNA binding. Gene Ontology annotation, cellular component: nucleus; PML body. Gene Ontology annotation, biological process: DNA recombination; DNA replication; DNA repair.
CGCGUUUGGAGAGUUGGCGCGAGGACACCAUUGGAGGAAACAGGAGAUCGAUCAGUUCACGGGUCUGUUGGAGUCUUUUGUCGUUGCAAAAUUUAAUCUUCCCUCCGCUAUAUUUUUGUGAAAAGAUGACUGUUAGACUGUCGGAAGGGGCAAUUGAGUCCCUUUCAAAAGGAACUGAAGUCAACAACCCUAUUCUUCAAUGUGUGAACAUCCGCAAGAUUGAUGGAGGUAAUGGUGUGUCCCGUUUCCGUGUCAUGAUGAGUGAUGGGCUGCACACUAUGUCCUCGUUCAUGCUGUCCACACAGCUCAAUCCCAUGGCUGAGCAAAACCAGUUGGCCACUAACUGUGUUUGUGUGCUGAAAAGAAGCGUCACUAAUGUUCUCAAGGAUGGACGACGGGUGGUGGUUAUACUGGACAUAGAAGUGCUCAAGUCUGCUGACCAAAUGCCGGGAAAGAUUGGAGACCCGACUCCUUACGUUGAGGGUCAGUCAAAGGCACCGAGUACAGCUCCAGCUCCAACUGCACGUCCAUUACAGCCACAGAAUGGAAGCGAUGGUUCAACGUACAGGCCUUCUGCUCAGAGCUUCGGGAAAAAACCCAUGGCUGCUCCCAACACUCCUGGAGGCAGCUCCAAAGUUGUGCCUAUCGCCAGCCUCAAUCCAUACCAGUCAAAAUGGACCAUUAGAGCCAGAGUCACUAACAAGAGUGCCAUCCGCACAUGGAGUAACUCCAGAGGGGAUGGAAAACUCUUCUCAAUGGAGCUUGUGGAUGAAAGCGGGGAGAUCAGAGCAACUGGAUUCAAUAAUGAGGUGGACAAAUUCUUCUCCCUCAUCGAGCAGGGGAAAGUCUUCUACAUCUCCAAAGGCACCCUUAAGAUUGCUAACAAACAGUUCUCCUCACUCAAGAACGAUUACGAGAUGACUCUCAAUGGCGAGACAAGCAUCAUCCCUUGUGAGGAUAGUAAUGACGUCCCCAUGUUGCAGUGCGACUUUGUGUCCAUUGCAGACUUGGAGUCUCGGGAGAAAGACACCAUCUUGGAUGUGAUCGGAGUGUGUAAAAAUGCAGAGGAUGUGGCACGCAUCAUGACCAAGAACAGUCGUGAGGUAUCCAAGAGGAACAUCCAACUGAUUGACAUGUCUGGCAGAGUCAUCCAGCUGACCAUGUGGGGCAGUGAUGCAGAGACGUUUGAUGGCAGUGGUCAACCCAUCUUGGCCAUUAAGGGUGCAAGAUUGUCUGACUUCGGUGGGCGUUCUCUCUCCACUCUCUAUAGCAGCACAGUCAUGAUCAACCCUGACAUUCCUGAGGCGUACAAACUGCGGGGCUGGUAUGAUAAGGAAGGACAUGCAUUGGAUGGACAGUCCAUGACAGAGCUGAGAGGACCAGGUGGUGGUGGAAACACAAACUGGAAGACCCUGGCGGAAGUCAAAAAUGAGCAUCUUGGCCAUGGAGACAAAGCUGAUUAUUUCUCUUGCAUCGCAACCAUAGUCUACAUCCGCAAAGAGAACUGCUUGUAUCAGGCCUGUCCCAGUAAAGACUGCAAUAAGAAGGUGGUGGACCAGCAGAAUGGCAUGUUCCGCUGUGAGAAAUGCGACAAAGAGUUCCCUGACUUCAAAUAUCGUCUCAUGCUCUCGGCCAACAUUGCUGAUUUUGGAGACAACCAGUGGGUGACUUGCUUUCAAGACACUGCCGAGACUCUUCUGGGCCAAAAUUCUAGUUAUCUUGGCCAACUAAAGGACACAAAUGAAGCUGCAUUUGAUGAGGUCUUUCAGCAUGCAAACUUCAAUACCUUUGUCUUCCGGAACCGAGUGAAGCUGGAGACCUACAAUGAUGAAUCGCGCAUUAAAGUGACAGUGGUGGACGCCAAGCCUGUGGACCACCGAGAAUACAGCAAACGGCUGAUCAUCAACAUAAGGAAGUUGGCUGCACAGUAGAAGGACUGACGUGGUCACACAGAACUAAUCUCUCAGCCAUUGUGGAGUUUCUUACAGUGUCGUACAUAUUAUUAUUUUUUUGCUUUUCUUUAGUUUUUGUGACUCUUUUUCUUACCCCAUUUUGAGUUUGGCCAGUAAUUUCACUAAAUUAAUCGCUUUGUUUUCACAAGUGCUGCAAGAUCAGAUUGGCUUGCACUUUUGUCCCCAGGGUUGGCUAAUUGGAGAGGGUAUUUUUGAUAAAGUGAAGGAAGAAUUGUAGAGGACUAGAUUUGAGCGUUGUAGAUGAGUGUACAUUCAGCGACCAGCUUUUGUGGCCUUUGGUUGGCUAGAGAAAAGUACACGUAAGAAUGCCUGGCCUAAGCCUGUAAAAUUUUGAUAAGCCCAUUCACACUCAAUGUGCUUACCAGGUACACACUGUAUUUAUAUAGAUAUACAUUGUAUGUGUCUGCCAAUUCUGUUGUAUAAGUAAUAAAGCUUUUUGUGUUCUUUA